This is a messenger RNA of Phaethon lepturus (White-tailed tropicbird), 750 nucleotides long. It is a transcript of the gene FGFBP2, whose product is annotated as fibroblast growth factor binding protein 2. Bases 32 to 658 code for a protein of 208 amino acids. Gene Ontology annotation, biological process: cell-cell signaling. Lineage: Eukaryota; Metazoa; Chordata; Aves; Phaethontiformes; Phaethontidae. The record is from RefSeq and is a predicted model, not a curated record. Gene Ontology annotation, molecular function: growth factor binding. The transcript has 2 exons.
UGCUCAAGGAUCUCAGUCCACUCUUCUCACCAUGAAGAAUUUUGCUCUUCUUUUCCUAGUAGUGAUCUCUGGCAUGGGAGGAUUGGGACAGAAGCUGAAGCCAAAGAAAAGAAGCAAUGGUGAAGAAAUCAAUUUUCGGACUAAAACCAAAGAUGUCUGCACAAUGAGCAUGAGUGGGGAUGAGGAGAUGAAACUUAGAAUUGAAUGCAAAAGCCAAGGCAUGUCCUACUGGUGUGAAUUCACUGGCAAGCCAUCAGUCUGUCGUGCUUUCAGAAACAAUCCAAAGAUUUACUGGAAUCAGAUCGCCGUGGAACUUAGAAAGCUCCCGCACGCUUGCGAAUCCACACAAGUGUUGAAGACCACCAUGUGCCAAAAGGCUCCCACAGAGGCUCUCAUGAAGCAAAUAGCUGCUGGUAUGGAGCCAGAAGAUCUAGCAAACCAGGACAAAUCAGUCCAGAAAAUUUCCACUUCUAUGAGGGGAGCAGGGAAAAGCUCUGUUAAGAAAAUAGGAAAACCUCCAAUACUACCCCUUAUAAAACCAACCCAACGUGGUCAAGGGUCUGAAAAUGAAACGGAAGCAAUGAAACUGGCACGGGAACAUUGCUGGGAAUCCCUGCAUGGCUUCUGCUCCUACAUUAUUGGCAUCUUUAGAGGUUAAGGAUUUGCUACAGAGCAAAAUUUUUACAGCUGAAGAAGGGUCCUUGCUGUAGUUUAAUAAUCUAGAUGUAAGAAUUUUGGUUUAAAAAUGAG